AGCAGCAGCAGGAAAAAGAAUGGCCGCGCCGCAGCAGGUCCGCGCCGUGCCCCUGGCGCGCGCGCUCCGCCUCCGCACGCGCGCCUCCGCCGCCGCCCCGCCGGAGACGUCCCGCCGCGCGCUCCUAGGCCUCACGGAGCCCGAGCUCCGCCAGCUCGCCGUCGACCUCGGCCAGCAAAGCUACCGGGGCAAGCAGCUGCACGACCUCGUCUACAAGAACAGGGCCAAGCAGGUCGAGGAGUUCGCCUAUGUGCCGAAGGUGUUCCGGGAGGCGCUGGUCGGCGCGGGAUGGAAAGUCGGCCGGUCGCCAGUGCAUCACGCCGUCACGGCCACCGAUGGCACCACCAAGAUACUUCUCAAGCUGGAGGACAACAGACUGGUGGAGACUGUGGGGAUCCCCGUUGACGACAGGGGCACGCCUAGGCUAACCGCCUGUGUUUCGUCGCAGGUUGGCUGCCCCUUGCGUUGCUCGUUCUGUGCCACUGGGAAGGGAGGGUUUGCGAGGAACCUUAAGGGGCACGAGAUUGUUGAGCAGGUCUUGGCCAUAGAGGAGUCGUUCAAACACAGGGUGACAAAUGUAGUGUUCAUGGGGAUGGGUGAGCCCAUGCUGAACCUCAAAGCAGUUCUGGAGGCUCACCAAUGCUUGAAUAAGGAACUAAAGAUUGGGCAAAGGAUGAUGACAAUCUCAACAGUAGGUGUUCCCAACACGAUAAGUAAGCUAGCAUCUCACAAGCUUCAGUCGACACUGGCAGUCAGCCUGCAUGCCCCAAAUCAGAGGUUGCGUGAAACAAUUGUUCCAAGUGCAAAGGCAUAUCCUCUGGAAGCACUAAUGGAUGACUGCAAGAAUUAUUUUCUCGAAACUGGACGCAGGGUCUCCUUCGAGUACACCCUACUAGCUGGGAUUAAUGAUGAAAAGGCACACGCUGAAGAACUUGCAGCGCUGCUGCAUGCAUGUGGAGGUGGUUAUCACGUGAACCUGAUUCCUUAUAACCCGGUAGAAGGCUCUGAGUACAAGAGGCCUUACAGAAAAGCGAUUCAAGCGUUUGUUGAUGCGCUGGAAUCUCGGAAGAUCACAGUCAGCGUUCGACAGACCCGUGGGCUUGACGCUAAUGCGGCUUGUGGGCAGCUCAGGAAUGAGUUCCAGAAGAAUCCUCUGCUUGAAUCGUCACCACCCUCUGAGCCCAACCAACUGCUGGAGUCGUCUACGCCCUCAGAGUCCAGCCUCGUUCCUGCUUAGUGCAGGAAAUCUACCUCAAUUAUGAGAAAUCGAGAUUGUUGUGAAUUUCUGGAUUCUAAAGUUCACACAGGCCCUGAAUUGCUCUGCUCAUACAUAGAUCACCGGCUUAUAAGUUAUAAAGCUGAUUAGGAUGCAGCCUUCUGUGGCCUUCGGUGUGAGAGGCUCCUGUUCAGUUCAGAUUUGAAGGAUUUUCUUUGAGAUAUGAAGUGUUCUGCGUGAAGUUAGGAUAUGUAUUUGAUACAAGUUAUGUAUAUGGGUAGAGAAUUUUGGAACAAAUAGCAUGUAUGGUAUUGAAGCUGCCAAAUCUUAUUCCAUUAA
Molecule: messenger RNA, 1555 nt
Organism: Triticum dicoccoides
Lineage: Eukaryota; Viridiplantae; Streptophyta; Magnoliopsida; Poales; Poaceae
Product: probable dual-specificity RNA methyltransferase RlmN
Exons: 10
Coding region: 20-1237 (405 amino acids)
Biological process (GO): tRNA methylation; rRNA base methylation
Molecular function (GO): RNA methyltransferase activity; iron-sulfur cluster binding
Source: RefSeq, a predicted model, not a curated record